This is a messenger RNA of Homalodisca vitripennis (glassy-winged sharpshooter), 428 nucleotides long. RefSeq lists its product as uncharacterized. Lineage: Eukaryota; Metazoa; Arthropoda; Insecta; Hemiptera; Cicadellidae. Bases 21 to 329 code for a protein of 102 amino acids. The record is from RefSeq and is a predicted model, not a curated record. The transcript has 2 exons.
AGGUUUUAUUUUGAAAGAAAAUGGCUGCUGUAGGACUGCUUUGUCUCUGCCUUCUAGUCGCAUUGGUUGGCAGCUAUCCUUUAACGGAUGUGAUAUCUGGCUCAGAAGGACCAAUAUCCAUACCAGGCAGUGGUGGGAUACCAAAAGCAGAAGCUAUGAUGGAAUUCAAGGCAGAUAGAAAGUAUGUCGUAAAUCCUCUUUGUUUUUCAAAAUGGGUUGCCGUACCUGGAUGUGGUAUCUGGAUACUCUUGAAUGACUUGUUCGUGCGUUCUGGACAUCCUGCAAAAGUUGUUUAUUACGAGGCACCCAGUAACUACUACUAUUAUUAGUUUUGCCAUCAUUUCGACAAUUGACAUUGUUUUUCUUAUAAUUAUGCUUGCAAAUGAAUUGAGUUGUGUAAAGCACUGUUAUUCAUAGAUAAUAUCAUA